Messenger RNA from Anarrhichthys ocellatus (wolf-eel), 9289 nucleotides. RefSeq names its product katanin interacting protein (gene katnip). The coding region runs from base 1280 to 6253 and encodes 1657 amino acids. The record is from RefSeq and is a predicted model, not a curated record. The transcript has 29 exons. NCBI's taxonomy places the organism in Eukaryota, Metazoa, Chordata, Actinopteri, Perciformes, Anarhichadidae.
CCACUGUAUUCACUGCUCCUCAAAGGUGUGUUUUUCUGCAGCACAGCGUUUUGUGCAGGCUUGUCUGUCUGGAUGUUGGCGCGAGGAGCAGCAGUCAGAGAGCGGACAGGCUAGGGGCGUGUCUAACACCGAUGCGGCUCUCCCUAUUGGUGGACAGCUAUCCUGGUUACUAACCAACACUACUGACUGGACACAUGAGAAAACACAGGAAAACUCGUUAAUUUCAAAGAUAAUGGCCAACAAAGUAUAGUUUUACAGGGACAGUAACCUUGGGUCUCUCUCAUCUGUGCUCCCUCUGCAGUGGAAAUCAAACUCAACACAGAUUACAAUGAUAUCUUUGGAGAAUCACAGAGCCUCUCCAUAAUAUGGGAUAGGAUUGUGUGAACAGCACUAUCUGCAGCCACACAAUGCAUAACGAGACGCUGUAGCCUAGUUGACUUGUAGAAACUAAGUAAGGGCUUUCUGAUUUUCUUGCUCGUCUUGCAUGAUGGUUUGUAAACACGGAAUGGCAUGAGCUGUAGGUGACUGUGUUAUGCAGACAACUGAUGCUCCUUCCAAGACACACAUCCGUCAAAUUUACCAGUGGCUUUGGGUAAAGGCCUUUUAAGACUGAAGCAGGCAGAUAUCUGAUGAUUUAAUGUGAUGAUUUCAUUUUAAUUGAGUCCAGCAGUGUCUGGACAAUAUUCGCAUUGUGAGGAUUGCUGCUGGACCCUCACUUUUUGGAUCUUGGCUUAUGUAUUUAUUAAUUUUUAUUUUUAUUUUUUUACAAUAAAACAUCUUGUCAAGUGUGGCUUUUAAACAAGAAUGGUCAGUUCAUUGCUCUCUAGUUAUAUGACAUUUUAAGUGAUGAUAGAUUGAUAGAUUUGUGACACGUACUGUCACUGCAAGGUUCUUUGAAAGGCCGAUGCUUUAUGUAUUAUGCAAAGACACAUUAUUGCAAGAUGAAGUAGCUCUUGUUCCAGUCACUGUGUAACCACUGUAGUGCUCACACCUAAUGAGUACAGGGUAGCACCACCUUUUUAAGGAGAGCAUGAAUUUCACAUGGCAUGGAUUCAUAAAUGUGUUGGGAGUGUCUCCACAGGGAUCUUGGCUCAAGUUGCAUAAAUAUGUUUUGUCUAUCUGUUAUGUAACGUUAACAUCUUGACACAUUGCAUUAGCUGCAUUUAUGUUUUAUUUACUCAAGACGACUGGAGGAGCAAGUUGUUUGCUUGCAUUUUUGUGAUGUACAGAAUACAGUGGAUAUUGAUUGUAGUCCGUGAUUGUGAGUACUAGUGCAACAAUGAGGUGUAUUGUGUAUACGAUCUGUUUUCCUCAAAUAGCUGAUGUAGACUUUUCUGACUCUGUGUGUGAGUGUGUGUGUGUGUGUGUACUAAUGCUGGUGUUCUUUAAGGAGAGUAAGAAGUGCCAAGGAGAGAAGCUAGCCUCUGCUCUGGACGACACCCUGGAUGAAUAUUUAAUCGCCCUCCAGCACAAAAACAGGAUCCUAAAGCGCCUUAAAGUCAAAGACUCCAGGGAGAUUGAGUUGGAACAGCUUGAGCAAGGUUUUUCACUUUAUCUUAACGGAGCCAAUGCUGAAGCCAAUAGGAAGCAGCCCAAGAGCUCCUGUGUCACCUCCUCACCUGCUUCGAGACCUGCACGUACAGCAGAUGCCUGUCGAAGUGCCCACCAGUUAACUGAAGACGGCCGUAAUCUGGAGCAGACCCACAGGAAGAGGAGCCACACUGCCCCAGGGAAAGUCCAGAGGAAAGAAUGGGUGCAGGAUUCUGUCAGAAUUCGAACCGAGGAAGGACCAAGUUUGCGGAUCUGUCCAGAAAAGCGCUACUCUGAGGAUUUUGAGCCAUAUGAAAGCGUAGACAUGGAGAGCUCCGGUCCACGCUCGUCUCGUAGUCCCUGCUCCCCAAGGAACAACUGCAAGGUAUCGCCCUCCUUCAGCUCCAGGCAUGAGAGCCAAGCAAAUCAGGAGCACAACGAGAAGGUACUUCUCAACCUCGAGGAAGUGAAGGUUCUGCGUCGGAGCCUGGAGGUUAGCAUGCGGCGAAGCAACCGCGGCUCGGCGGGGGAGGAGUCGGACGAGGAGUGGGUGGAAGAGCAGAUUGAGAGGGAGGAGAGCACUGAGAGUCUGGACGAACUGGGGCUGCCUCUCACGUCCUCCAAGUCUUCCUCCAACCCUCGGCCCAGUGGCUCCCAUAGCCAUUUUGACUCAGCAAACCUCAUUGUGCUGGACUUUGGACCCUCAACUAAAGGUCGUAAGAUUGAACUAUCUGCAAAAAGGAAAGAACACACUGACAUCUUUAUACCCACCAAGCCCGUGUUGGUGAAGAGCAAAACAUUAGAUAGACCCCCUUCCAAAGAACGCUGGGAUGGUCAGAGGCCAAGGAGUCGGCUGGAGAGGCCCCUGUUGGCAGCCAGAAAGGCUUCUGUUGAGGAGCGAGACCCUGAGGAGAUGGCAUGCAGGGUGCGCCAGGCCAUCCAGAGAGAACACGACCCUGUGCAGAGUCCGGAGCUCUUCAGCCGCAACACGGGCAGGGGACACCAGAUGAUGAAUGACUCAGUGCACCACAACAGCCACAACAAGGAUGAGAGCAGUGUCACUGUGGCCAUGCAGAGAAUUACGCUCAUGGGCCCCGGGCAACCACAGAAACUGCUGAAAGCCUUGAAGAAACUUGAAGCAGGACCCGGCUACAACAUACCUCAGAGUGUCAAAACCGAGUUUAACAAGCAGCCGAGGAACCUGUCCUCGGCUGAGGUCACCCCUGCAUUGUAUGUUACCAUGGAGAUCCUGUCGAACUGGGGGAGCUCUUUGCAGGUCGGGCUGACUGAGUUGCAGUUCUUCUGCCUCAGAAACAAGAAGCUGUACGUGUCUCCUCACGACCUGGACAUCAGAAACGCUGACUACCCCGGGAAUCUGGGGGCACUUGUCAAUGGAAAGGUGAAGACCACCAGUGAGCGUCACAUGUGGACGUGUCCGUUCCAACCCCCCAUCCAGCUCUACUUCGUCAUCAGGAACACCGAGUGCUCCCCAGACUUCGGAAUAUCUCUCAUCAAAAUCUGGAACUACAACAGAAGCCUCAAUGAUCUUGACAUUGGUGCACGGCAUAUAAAGCUGUACCUUAACAGCACAUUGGUGUUUGAAGGUGAGCUGGAGAAGGGCUGCGGCAACCACGUCUUUGACUACAGCACCACAAUCGACCUCCAGGAUCUCCAGGUUUCAGACUCCUUGUUUUCCAGCCCCGUGUCUUCAGGACACAAUCUACGGGGGACCAGCCCCCAGCACCAUGAGGACAGGAAGGGUGGGGAGGGCAGCAGCACCCAGCACCACCACAGUUGGAAUCAGCAGCCAUCAGACGCAGGCCAGGCUAUGAUGGACAUGCAGGAGAACCCACAUACACUGCUACCACCCAUCACUCCUUCACCAGUGGGGGUUUCCUCCUCCGCUCGUCGUCCCUCCACCCAGGGAAACUCUUUUGACCUGUCUGUCUCAGAGGAGCCUCUCUCUCUCAGGCAGCAGGUCGAGCAGCCUGCACCCAUGGAGCAGACGGUCACCACCCAGCCGUCAUCCUCACGGGUGGCCCCCCAGUGGCUGCAGCCCCUGAUCAGAGGAGCUCCAGAGGGAUGCGAGGCUAGCAGGGAGAGGCCCCUGUGGCUGGUGCCUCAGAACUCUGCGGAGCCCAAAUCUCCCUCAGCCUCGUCAUCGUCAAUGCUCCCGGAGCUGCCGUGUAACCCUGGCCGAGUGUGUAGGGUGAUCGAGAGGACAGCAAAUGGGGGUCCGUGGAAGGCUGACUCUUUGGAUCUGAGCUGCGACCUGCUGGAGGAGCUAGCAGAGCAAAAGCUGGACAGGCCCAUCAGCGGACGCAGGAGCUCAUUUCGAAACAGUGCAGUCACUGCCAGGCAGACAGAGGAGCAGCUUCAUAGAGCUACUGUACUGUUAAACACAGAGGAGCCACUGUCAUUGGUGAACCCUAGCAGGAGGCAGUACACCUCUCCGGCCCAGCUGCACAGCCAACAGGAUGACACCCUCAUGGAGUCCUGGGACUCUCUUACUAAAUUCAACCAAUUCCAGCGUGGACGCAUCUCCAACAUGGCCUUCGAAGGUGACGUCUUUGAUGAGUUCGUCCAGCGCCGGGGCCGUGGUCCACCCACAGUCCCAGUCAACCCCUCCACAGCACCCAGGAGCCCACAUUCCCCCUUCACCGCUCAGGGGGCAUUGUGUGAAGACCUUGAUGAUGAUCCAUCCAUGGAGCGGGAGGACGAGUUCGAGAUCCCUGUGCUGCCGCAGGGCCAAAGGCUGGUCCUCAACAUUCUGUCCACCUGGGGCGAUCGCCACUACGUGGGCCUCAACAGCCUCGAGGUGUUCAGUUCCAGUGGAGAGCCCCUACGACCUGCUCACAUCCGUGCUGACCCACCAGACAUCAACAUUCUCCCUGCGUACGGCAAAGAUCCUCGUGUGGUCAGCAACUUGUUUGACGGCGUUAAUCGCACCCAGGAUGACAUGCAUCUUUGGCUGGCGCCGUUCACCGCUGGUCGGAGCCACACCAUCUUCCUGGACUUUGGAGCUCCGUACCAGGUGGCCAUGAUCCGUGUGUGGAACUACAACAAGUCACGCAUUCACUCCUUCCGAGGCGUGAAGGAGGUGGAAAUGCUGCUGGAUGGAAGGUGCAUCUUCAGGGGCGAGAUUGCCAAGGCUUCUGGGACCCUGUCUGGAGAGUUGGACCAAUUUGGUGACACCAUCCUGUUCACUACCGACGAUGAGAUCCUGGAGGCUAUGUCUCGUAAUGAUGAAACCUUCCUCAGUGAAGGUGAGGGUCCCGAGAGCCUGGCGGCGGAGGAGGAGCUGCAGAGGCCACGCACCGCUGAUGGAGAGGGAGAGGAAAGGCCCUUCACACAGGCUGGCUUCCGAGAAGAAGACCUCAAAUUGAAUCUCCAGCUCAACCCCACUGUGAGUCAGUCUGAGGAGAACAUGGAGCUUAUUCCUGGGAUGUACACUGGAAAGUGCCUUAGACUAGAGCUGGUGUUGACGUGGGGGGACUCCCACUACAUGGGCCUGACAGGGUUGGAGGUGGUGGGGAAGGACGGAGAGAGUUUACCUUUAGACCUCAGCAUGAUGGCGGCCUCUCCCGGGGACCUCAACGACCUGCCUGAGUACGAAAACGACCUGCGCACGCUUGAUAAGCUUAUAGAUGGCCACAACAUUACCACUGAUGACCAGUACAUGUGGCUGAUCCCUUUCUCCUAUGGAGAGCCACACACCUUGAACAUGACAUUCAACAAGGCCCAGACUAUCGCUGGACUCCGCAUCUGGAACUACAACAAGUCCCCUGAGGACUCUUACAGAGGGGUGAAGGUGAUCCAUGUGUUCAUGGAUGAUGUUGCCAUCUCUCCUCCGGAGGGAUUCCUGAUCAGGAAAGGACCAGGCAACUGUCACUUUGACUUUGCCCAGGAGAUCCUCUUCAUCGACUUCCUGCAGACGCCCACCGACAACAAGAGUGCACAGGACUUCCACAAAGGACGCUCUAAGAAACAAGAAAAGGCCAGCAUGGACUAUGAAUCUCCCAUCAUGCCUUGUGGCUUCAUCUUUCAGCUGCAGCUGUUAACAACCUGGGGAGACCCGUACUACAUCGGCCUCAACGGCCUUGAAUUUUAUGACCAAAACCACGAGAAGAUCAGUCUCAGUGACAACAACAUCGCUGCUUUUCCAGACAGCGUGAACAUACUGGACAAUGUGAGCGGUGAUGUGAGGACUCCGGAUAAAUUAAUAGAUGGAGUCAACAGUACCCACGAUGGAAGAUGCAUGUGGUUGGCCCCGGUGCUCCCUGGGCUGGUCAACCGUGUGUACGUCAUCUUCGACCAGCCAGUGACGGUGUCCAUGAUCAAACUGUGGAACUACUCAAAGACACCACAAAGGGGAGUAAGGGAGUUUGGGCUAUUGGUGGACGACCUCCUGGUGUACAACGGCAUCUUGGACAGUGUGAGCCAUGUGGCACGAGGCAUUCUGCCUACCUGUGAUCCAGUGGUGCUCUACCACACCAUCCUGUUCACAGACAAUGCCUACAUUGCACACCGUGAGAGGAACACCGUCAUCAGCCCCCGUGGCAGCAGACACCACCAACAUAAUUAUGUGGAGGACCAGGAUGUGAAGAUGACUAAUGAGAAUCAGAUAGUCCAUCACAACAAGAAGAAGCAGACAGCAGAUCCAGCUCUUCGGCCUAAAACCUGCAUGACUGACGGUGGGAAACAUGGAAAGAGGAGGUACUGACGGACAGAGAGCAGAACUGAAACGGAGGAACUACGACUGACGGUUUGAGCCCACUUUUUAGAGGGUGACGUUUGACAACUUUAACUCACCUUAAAAACCAAAGCAGCCAUUAUUUGCAAUGGCGGCUUGUCAGUGGCUCACAUGGUCCACACUGAAGAGAACAGCUUGCACGGAUAACAAUGGGUUUGUGCGCACACGCACACACACACACACGCGCGCAGGAUUCCACUUUAUGGUUGGAUCACGCUCCUUUCCCCACCCAGACACGUUAUCCUGAACAUGUACUGUAUGGUCGCCCCUCCCACAGUGCCAGGAUAAACAUGCGAGGCUGCAUUUUAUCAGUCUAUUAUUGUGCCUAGUACUCAACACUAUAUCUGUGGUUGCUACUUGUGACUUUUGUGCUGCAUAUUUAAAUGCUGCUUGUGGUGUGCAAAUACUUAAAAGAAAAUAUCUCCAAGGCCACAUGAAGACACUCUCACAUCAGGAUGUGGCCAACGCUACUGUUAUUAAUGAAUUGUAUCCACUGAUGAGCCGAGACGAUCGGCUCUUUGCCUAAUGGGUCUGAGAACUCACUCACUCCCACCGGUACACCAACCAGUCGUAAUGCUAUGCAGACACUACUUUAUAUCUAUUAAUGGUUUGUAUCAGUUGGCUAAUACUAUUUACAAGCCUAACGGUUUUACUUGGGGAAGUGCUUCCAGAGAGCUUUUCACCUUUUUGAAAGUGGUUACACUCGUAGUUGAAAAAAGUACAGUGGUCCGAUUUUUUUUUUUUUUUUUUUUUUUUUGUACAUUUCAACUUGAAGCCGUACAAAGCUUCACACACUUGAAUCUUCGAUAUCUAUAUUUGGCUUAACAAAAUUAGGUCAGUGUGUUUUUUUCUGCUUGGCAUCAGGUAGAAAAAAAAAAGUUUGCAAUCCAAGUGACCUUUAUGGAAGUUGCUAUAGAAGGCCGAUUUUUAUGGAGGCAAACGUUUCAUGAGCCAGUAAAGCUGUUUUAGAAAUUUGGUUGGAAAUCGAAAAAAAAUCUACAUUUGCCAAUUUUGAUUUUGAGUAGAUUCAGUAACGGGCAACUUCUAAUAUGCAAAUACUAUAACCUUACCUCAAAUUGAGAAGAAUGAUCAUUAAAAAGGGAUUCAUCUGAUUCUACCUUCACUAUAUUACUUGGUAGUUGGUGUUGUACUAUUCAUUCAAUAUUUACUGUACUAACUUGUUGCAUGGGAAAGUGAGCUGUUAUCAUCUUAUAUAUCUUAUAUUUGAGUUUGGAGUAGUUUUCACUGCUUCAUUGAGCCCCAAUACAUUUCAUACCCCUUACUCACGAUGGGAGUAAUUGUAUAUGAAAUGCAGUUUUAUGUAUUUAUUUUAUAUAUUUUCAGCGUGUCCAACAGCAACAAUGGUCAUUAUUGCUCUCAGUCCUGCUCUGUAGGGUGGUGGCUAUUAUUGUAUGUGUGACAUUUAGUGUUUUGAAAUAUUUAAUAAUUUUUCUAAUCUUGUUUAAAUAUGUAUAUUUGAUGUAGGUUUAUUUCAAAUGAAUAAAAUAAAAAUGAAAAACGGAAAAAAAGGUUUGUCCUCACUUGACACCACACUGGUCUGAAUCAAGCCAACACAAAGGUAUCUAAUACUCUGUGGUGGGAUGAACGGCUCACCGUGAAGAGAAAAGACAUAGCGGACAACUGAGCCACAUAAAUGUAUCCUGAGAUAGUUUAAUGCAGAAGCUGUUGUACAUUUCAUGUAAUUGGUAAGGAAUAACUAAUCGGUUUACAGGACAGAGCAUCAGUAGAGGAAAGGUGGAGGUGAAACAUUUAGCUGCAAAGAUUACAUCCUUGCAGCUUUGGAAAUGGCAGUCUUAGAUCUUUCCUGGAAAGGUCCCCUCUUCUCUCUGGUCAUCCCAUUUCUGGAUCUAAAGGGAAACAAUUCCAGAAGGAGACUUAUUUUAGGAUGUACAGUAAGCAGUCUUUAUUUAGGUCACAAAGGUUCAGAAAAGGACAGGAACCCUAUAUUUGGGCCAUGGGCCAAGCCUAUGCAUGACACUAUACUGUGACUGAUUGGGGUGAGACCUUAAAGUACAACAUGAUUAAAGUUUCAGCCCAUUGAGAACAGUCUUCUUCCCAAUGUGAUUCAGUGUUGAUUUACCUUUUUAAGACGCCACGUACCAGAGGAAAUAACACUACAAGCAAUGCUCUUUAAUGUAUGAAAUUUGAAUGUCAGUGUGAAGACAGUUUGUGGGAAAAAGUAAUAUCUGAUGUUCAACUUUCAAAACUGUGGAAGACCUUUUUAUUAGGAUUUGGCUAAAAAGGUAACUCAAAAUAGGCCGGACCUUCCUGCCUGGGCAAUCCCCAAUUUUGGACUGAAACUCUUGUUUUGAUUCUAGGGACCAAGUGGACUCUCAGGAAUGCGAGGAACGAUAAAGUUGUUUGCUCCGUAUGUGCUGCCACUACUAUUCAACCUGCUUGUGUCUUUGUGGACAGUUAUUUCUCAUUUAAAGGAAAAAGUUGUUACCCAGGCAAUGGGGCAGAGUGAUUUGUAGACCCUCUUGUACCAUUCACAGGGGGCGUUGUCUACUCCUUUAGCGUCCAGAGUCUUCUGGCAGCGGUGAAAGUCUAUUAAAGAGAAGCAACCACAACAAUGAAUGUUAAAAAAAACAAAUCAUAGCCUCGAUCCAGGUUCCAAGGCGAAUGGUCUAUCAAGAAAUCUCAAACUGGAUUAUCAACAUGUCUAAAGACCAUAGCAGUAAUCCUGACUUGUACAUCAUUAGUUCAAAGGUAUAAUAAUACAUUUGUAUUAUAUUUUAAUAAUGGCACAGCCUGCCUUCGUGGGUUUAACUGCUUUGACCUUGACAUGCAGUCUUACCCAUGUAGUUGGACCAGCAGUUCUUGGUCUGGUUCUGGUUGGGGAAUCUGGCAUCAAAGGGAGCAGUGCGAUAUUUCUUAAGUUUGGCCUGAAUGUCCUCAGCCAUUUUCACCCCUGUAAAGAGAAUAUCAUCAAUGAAUGUUGGAGCAUGCUUGAAGAAAAAGGUUUAUUUUCCUGUCGCCAAGCAA